Molecule: messenger RNA, 258 nt
Organism: Scaptodrosophila lebanonensis
Lineage: Eukaryota; Metazoa; Arthropoda; Insecta; Diptera; Drosophilidae
Exons: 1
Coding region: 1-258 (85 amino acids)
Source: RefSeq, a predicted model, not a curated record
AUGUUAGCCGAAAACGUUCUUCGUGAAAAUACCAGCGGCCAGAGCGAUUGCCCUACCAAAAAGAGCAAGGGCUCUCGAGUGGGUGCUGCAGUGAAUAUGAAGAAGCUGUUGAAGGCGGUCAAACAGAUCUUUGUGUCCUCGGUGUCUGGACAAAAGCGAGGCGUCGACGACGUCAUCACGCAUACUUGCGCUACAGAAGAGGAGCAUCAGAAUUGGCUGAACGAACAACUGGAGGCUCAAAACACGAUGUCCACCUAA